Molecule: messenger RNA, 1416 nt
Organism: Colletotrichum graminicola M1.001
Lineage: Eukaryota; Fungi; Ascomycota; Sordariomycetes; Glomerellales; Glomerellaceae
Exons: 2
Coding region: 1-1416 (471 amino acids)
Source: RefSeq, a predicted model, not a curated record
AUGGAAGACCCGGUGCUAGUUCAGGAUGACACAUCGGAUCCGUCCUCGGACCAGGCUUUCCCCGUCGUGCUCAUAAGCGACGACGGAGAUGUCGUUCUUGACGUUACAUUCGAGACGUCCAGAGAGACCAUAGCCGCCGCUCGGAAGACUUGGCAGGCUGCCAGCAAGAAAAUCGGUGCCCCCUGCAUCCCCCAGCCUAACCUGUGCCCGGUCAUCAGAGUCGCCUAUCGCGUCAAGCUCUCCGCUCUGAAGAGGCAUUCCCGGUACUUUGAUAACCUCCUCGGAAACAAGCAGUUCUCCGAGGCGAGUAACAUCGAGGAGACGCUUGCCCGCCUGGCUGCCGAGAGGCUCAAGCUCGCUGAAGUGGACCCUCGGGAACUGCCCUGGAUCACCAUCGUUGAUGAUGACGAAGCCACGAGGUCCAUCGGUCGGGAGAAGGUCUUUGAGGAUUUGAUGAGGAUCAUGCACGGGAAGCUGAUACAAUCUACGACUGUCAAUAUGCUCCAUGUGACAACCCUGGCCAUCUUGGCCGAUCGCUUCGAUUGUCGGUCCUUGGUCUCAAGAUACCUGAGUAUCGAACUCAAGUUCAAGUGGCCCCUGACGAGUGCUAAAACAGCGCGAGCAGGGGCACAGAGGAAAACCUGGGACGUCGAGAAUAUACUCAGACAGAAGAUUCUAGUCGCCUGGUUGUUGGAGCAGCCGCCCAGGCUCCAUAACUACACACGAGAGCUGAUUCUUCGUGGCUCUGUCCGCUGGAGUGCCUUGUCCGCCGACGAGUUCUCACGCACUGAGCUGUGGUGGCACCUGCCGGACGGCUUGGAGCGAGAACUACAGCACCGCCGAGAGUGUGUGUUGAAUACCAUCGCCUCAGUCCAUCGCCACUUCAUAGCCUUGUAUUCCUCCCGCGAGAGGCAAUGUAAACUUGGGUACGACUCAAGCUCCGCCUGUGACUCGUUCCAACUGGGCCAGAUGCUCAAGUUCUUCACGAGCAAAGAGCUGAUGGGUGUCGUCGACUUCGGGCCAAGCUCGUAUGACAACAUCCCAGACUCUUCAGUCAUUGACGUUGAGGAAAUCUUGGCCAUGUUGAAGCAGGUGCCGGGCUAUCAGAUCGACAAGAAUCACACCAACUGUGGCAUUCGAACACGUCUUGAACCCAUAGUGGAAUACAUAAGAUCUAUGAUGUCGUCGACCGUCCUUUCAAUAUCCCAGGUUGAUUGGAAGAACAACCGAGCGUCGGCCUCCUGGGUACCCGAUGCCGACGGAGUUAUGAGCUUGGACAACGAGGAGAAUAAGUUUGAAUUCACUAGAGGCCUAGCGAGCGAUCAGCGUCUUCGGUAUGAGGGCAACAUGUAUGCCGACAAGAUGGCACGGAGGCUAUUCACUGCUGACAAGUGGGAUUGGACGCCCGAAUAUUGA